AGAUGGCGGCACAUGUAAACAAUCACUCGUCCGUUGCGUCGUUGCUUAGUUGGUCUUUACGGUCGCUGGUGGCUAACUUCAGUUGCCAUGCCAACCACGUACACGCCCUUCCCCCGAACAUCAAGGACAGGCUGGUCCAUCUCAUGAGCAAGAGGGGGGUCAUCAAGGAUGAUAACAUCGGAAAGGUGGUUCAUCAGAAGAUGCGAGAGUUGGACCUGAGUGAGAGUGAGGUCAGUGACCUGAGUCUGGAGCAGCUGUCCGUGUGCCGGAACCUCCGUAAGAUUGACCUGAACGCCGUGAAAGGGAACACAACAACUGUCACAACUGCAGGGAUCCUCUCCUUGGUACGGUCCUGUAACCUUCUCCAGGUCGUUCACCUGCGGAGGUGUAUCGAGAUUACAGACGAGGCGAUCGUGGCUCUGUCGGAGAACUGCCGCCAGCUGAUGUGCCUGAACAUCGGCGGCUGUGCCAAAAUCACAGACAGGUCACUCCAGGCACUGGGACAGAACUCCAGGAUGCUGAGAAGUAUCAACUUUGGACACACUAAGGUCACUGAUGAUGGAGUCAUUAGCUUGGCUACAGGAAAAUGCAGACAGUGUCUGACGGAAGUCCACAUGGAUGGUUGCCAGCUGCUGACUGAUGAUGCAGUAGAGGUUAUUAUGGAGAGCUGUCCUCGUAUCUCCAUCCUCAUCUUUCACAGCUGCCCCCAAAUCACAGACCGUUCCAGAGUUGCUCUGGAGGAGUUGAGUGGACCCAACUCCAAGAUGAAACAGGUGACCUGGACCAUCUACUGAAUCAUGCUGGCGAGUGGCAUGGAACGACUUCCAACAGAUAAUCAAAUUUAAAGGU
Molecule: messenger RNA, 849 nt
Organism: Branchiostoma belcheri (Belcher's lancelet)
Lineage: Eukaryota; Metazoa; Chordata; Leptocardii; Amphioxiformes; Branchiostomatidae
Product: protein AMN1 homolog
Exons: 7
Coding region: 3-794 (263 amino acids)
Biological process (GO): SCF-dependent proteasomal ubiquitin-dependent protein catabolic process
Cellular component (GO): SCF ubiquitin ligase complex
Molecular function (GO): protein binding
Source: RefSeq, a predicted model, not a curated record